UAGAGAAAACCGAGAGAGUGUGACGUGUGAAAGUAGCACUCUGGAUUCUUUGAGUCAUCAUAGCUUAAAGUGGACAAAAAACAAUAUUUUGUAACGUAUCAAAGAAUUUCCUCUUCGAUAUUUUUACUUAAGAGAGAGAGAGAGAUCUUCUGUUUCAAGUUCUAGAGCUUUCUCCGCCGAUUUCAUCUCCUUUAGCCAUGGAGUUACCCCCAAAAGUGAAGAACAUUCUGCUUCUUGAUUCUGAAGGAAAGCGCAUAGCCGCUAAGUACUACUCUGGCGACUGGCCAACAAAUACGGCUAAAGAAGCAUUCGAAAAAGCUGUCUUCUCAAAGACUCAGAAAACAAACGCUCACACCGAAGUUGAAGUGACGGCACUGGAGAACAACAUCAUUGUGUACAAAUUUGUGCAAGAUCUUCAUUUCUUUGUUUCGGGAGGUGAAGAAGAAAACGAGCUUGUCUUAGCCAGUGUGCUUCAGGGUCUCUUCGAUGCAGUGAAUCUCCUCCUCAGAGGCAAUGCUGAUAAGAGAGAGGCAUUGGACAAUCUUGAUCUCAUCUUUCUAUGCUUUGACGAAAUCAUUGAUGGCGGUAUUGUCCUGGAGACGGAUGCAAAUGUGAUAGCAGAAAAGGCAGGAAUCAAUAGCAUUGACCCUAACGCUCCUCUAUCCGAGCAGACGAUAAGUCAGGCACUGGCAACGGCAAGAGAGCAUUUGACAAGGUCACUUAUGAAAUGAUGUGCGUGUAUUGCUUAUUUGCUUUCUAGCUAAUGUUGGUUGGUUGGUUGCUAUCUAAGUAUGAACUGAAUGAAGACUAUAACUGUGUGUCAGUUUGUUUGUCUCUGUUGGUUGACUCUUAGUCACAAUUACGAGUUAGAUAAUAAAAAUCAAAGUUUAUAUUUGUUU
Molecule: messenger RNA, 899 nt
Organism: Brassica oleracea var. oleracea
Lineage: Eukaryota; Viridiplantae; Streptophyta; Magnoliopsida; Brassicales; Brassicaceae
Product: coatomer subunit zeta-1
Exons: 7
Coding region: 198-731 (177 amino acids)
Biological process (GO): intracellular protein transport; intra-Golgi vesicle-mediated transport; retrograde vesicle-mediated transport, Golgi to endoplasmic reticulum
Cellular component (GO): COPI vesicle coat
Source: RefSeq, a predicted model, not a curated record